AUGAUGGGUGAUGCAGAUUCAAUCCCAAGUAUCCAAUUGGAGAAAGAACUUUUGCAAGGCAUCUCGGAUGCUGCUAUUGCAUCGGAUGCAUGGAUUAUCACAAGUGGUUACAAGGAAGAGAGCAUUUCAGAAUUAAUCGGUGAAGUAGUUUACAAGAGUCGAAUAAAAAAUCCUGAAAUAAAUUUUAGCGCUAUUGCUGUUGGUAAAUGGGGUAACAUUCAUGAUUGUCACAGACUAAAACAAAGGAGUUCAAAAAAGCAAUUUCCAACACGUAAAGGACAUGGACGAUACAAUCUAGAAUUGAACCAUACACAUUACAUUUUUUUCGAUGAUGGUACCUGUGAUUCAUUGGACAAUGGUGAAUUUACUUCAAAACUCGCUCGACAAAUAUCACGUGGCGCACGACGAAGACUUCCAAUGAUUACAGUUCUGGUCGGUGGUACUCUACAUGCAAUUGAGUCAAUAUGCACCGAUUUACAGAAACAAAUUCCGGUCGUUAUUGUUGAUGUAAGUCAUAUUUAA
Molecule: messenger RNA, 522 nt
Organism: Rotaria sordida
Lineage: Eukaryota; Metazoa; Rotifera; Eurotatoria; Philodinida; Philodinidae
Source: the annotation of a GenBank genome assembly